AUGACCCUGAGCUCGGAGAUGUCGGAGGCGUCGGCGCUGGCUGAGGAGACCGACAUCGAUGUGGUGGGCGAGGAAGACGACGAGGAGGACGACGAGGAGCCGCAGCCCCGCCGCCGCCGCCGCUCCUACGCCGAGGAGGAGGAGGAGGAGGAGGAGGAUGAGGAAGAGGACGAGGAGGAUGUGGGCGACCUCCACGACGACGCCCUGCUGCCGCGGUCGCCCGUACGCGGCGGAGGCGGCGGAGGAGGAGGCGGCGGCGGCGGCGGCGGGGCGGGCGGCGGAGACGGUGCCGGCGGCUCUCGGUCCCCCUCGCGGGGCGGCCCGCAGAAGGCGGCGGCGGGCGGCGGCGGGGCGGGCGGCGGCGGCGGACCGGGCGGCGGCGGCGGCAAGAACAGCCUGGUGAAGCCACCCUACUCCUACAUCGCCCUCAUCACCAUGGCCAUCCUGCAGAGCCCCAAGAAGCGGCUGACGCUGAGCGAGAUCUGCGAGUUCAUCAGCGGGCGCUUCCCCUACUACCGGGAGAAGUUCCCCGCCUGGCAGAACAGCAUCCGCCACAACCUCUCCCUCAACGACUGCUUCGUCAAGAUUCCCCGGGAGCCCGGCAACCCGGGCAAGGGCAAUUACUGGACGCUGGACCCCGAGUCCGCCGACAUGUUCGACAACGGGAGCUUCCUGCGCCGCCGAAAGCGCUUCAAGCGGCAGCAGCUCCCGGCGCCAGAGCUGCUGCUGCGCGCCGUGGACCCCGCCGCCUUCCUCCCGCAGCCCCCGCCCCAGCCCCCGCAGCAGCCGCCCUGCGCCUACGGACCCUACGGCUGCGGCUACGGCCUCCAGCUCCAGCCCUACCACCCCCACUCCGCCCUCUUCGCCUUCCACCACCCCUCCCCGCCGCCCCGCCAGACCCCCGCCGCCCCCGGCAGCGCCCCCGGCGCGGCGCUGCCCCCCGCCGCCGCCGCCGCGCCGCCGGGCCCCUUGCUGCCGGCGGCGGACCUGGCACGGACGCCCUUCGGCUACGGGCACCCGCUGGGCCCGGCGCUGGCGGCUUCGCUGCACGCCGCCAAGCCCGGCAGCGGCGCGGCGCUGGCCCGCUCGCCCUUCUCCAUCGAGAGCAUCAUCGGGGGGGCGCCCGGUCCCGGUGCCGGUCCCGGUCCCGGCUCCGGGGGGGGCAGCAGCUGCGCCUCGCAGUCGGCCGCCGCGCCGGGGCUGUCCCGCUCGCUGGGGAGCGCCGGGGGCGGCCUGGCCCCCGCCUCUGCCCUGCCCGCCGCCCCCGGCUUCGCGGCCCGGAUCUCUAACUGUUAAGGGUUUUUUGGGAGUCUUUCCGAAGCGCUGGUGGCGAGGGCAGAGCGCACGGUCGCCCCCGCCGAGACUGAGGCCUGUGCGGGGGAUCUGUUGGAAAGUGGAUCUGGUUUAAUAGUCCCUUGGCACGGCCCGGAGGCUCCGCUCCGUAUGUAAUACUUUCCCUCAUUACUUACAGUAAGUACUUCAGUAGUCUCUGAUAAUAUUGUAUUUGACAGAAAUCAUGGAAAUUAUGAUCGUGGCCAAACGCUCCCUGCACUGGGACUUGCUAACCAAAGCAGAUCCGUUUUUCAGCUUGUUACCAGCAGCUCCCCCAUCCGCAGCGAAGUUUCUCCCGCUUCCCUUUCGGCGCGGCGCCGGGCCGCCCACGCCAGCGGGACCCGGGCACCGGCGGGGACCGGACGCCGUGUGCCCGCCGCCGGCCGCCUCCCCAGCAGGUAGGUGUCCGCUCGCCCUCCGCCCCUGCCGCCCCUCACUCGCACAACCCCGGUGACCGGCCGCAGGUGACUGCGGGGCUUCUCCUCCCUUCCUUUCCCCGUAAGUCCUUUCCCCGCCACAGCCCCCACCGUCGAGCAGCCACCGUGGGCUCUCCUCUCGACGCCCCUUCCAGCACGACUGAGAUGCGGAGGAAAGAUUCGUGCAUAACUGUGUGUUAUGUACGUGUGGGCAGGAAAAUGUCACUCCUCGACGGUAACGAGCUGCUUUUGGAUCCAUGCUGCGGCAGCAAAUGUGCUCGUUGCCUCUUUGCGCAGGCGGGUGCCCAUCGAUUUGGGGGUGUGGGCGUGGGGGGAAGCGGAGACAUGCAGGCGAGCCCCACAUCGGUAAACCACUUAUUCCUGUUUUUCCCUUGCAGAAGAGCUCCGUGCCCCGCCGCCUGUCCCUGCUCGGAGGGGUGCUGCGGGCUACCGGCCACGCCGCCCCGCUCCCCGCCGCCCGGCCCGUCUCGCCGCGCAGUCCCCGGCGCGACCCAAAAGAAGAGACGCAAAGGGUUGGGGGGGCUGGGGGAAACGUAGGGAGCCCCGCGGCAAAACUCGCGGCCCGUCCGGGUGGCACCGCGGUCUGUGCGCGGCUGCGCAGCGGGGCAGAGCCUCCGCGGCCGCGGCGGCGCUCCGCGCCCAGCCCUCCCGCAGGAGCGGGGAGGCACCCGGAGGCGGCUGGGCAGGAAUCACCGCGGGAGCCCCGCGGAAGGUGUGCCUGGUACGAAGGUGUGCCUGGUACGAAGGUGUGCCUUCAGCGCAGGGCUCCGGCUCCGCGAGCCGCCGCGGCGAGGGGCAGCGGGACUCCGGCUCCGGUCUGCGCCUCGGAGGAGAGGAAAGACCUACCGGCUAGGCUCCGGAGUGCCCAGAAAGUAGAAAAAACUAUGGACUGGACUGUACGGAAAUUUUUUUUUUUUUUUUUAAAUGCAGUGUCUAGCCAAUUUCAGAAAUGAUAUCACUGAGCUGAAUUCAGAGGGAAAGUUUUGUUGUUUUUUUUAAUCAAAACAAUUAAACUUGCCCUUUCUCCAAACUACAAGAGACCUGUUGAAUUGAUUCUAAGUUUCCCUUUCGUUGAUGGAGCAAAACGGCAUGCAGAAGUCUGCGGGGCCCCAUAUUUAGAUAAUAAAUUAUACAAUUUAUGUUGGAAGCAAAAGGAUAAAUAGAGAUUUCAGUUGUUGCAUUAAUUCGUUGCCUGAGACUGGGAAAGCCUUAUCCACGGUUAACCCGAAGGUAUUUCUCUCCCCUACGCGCAGUAGAAAACCAUCUGCAUGCAUCGAAACCAUCGCGUAUAUAACGUUCAGGCGUGUGCGCCCGGGACGCGGUGGUGCCACCGACCCGCGCAUCUGCAGCACUGCGGUCGUCGCUCCGGCAGAUGCCCACGCUUCGGAAAGUCCUCAUAAAACCCGGGAAUAUGGCUCUUCCUACGGCGGUGGACGUAGGUCUGCUUUCCAGCUUUCAUUACGGGAGAGCACA
Messenger RNA from Chroicocephalus ridibundus (black-headed gull), 3242 nucleotides. RefSeq names its product forkhead box D1 (gene FOXD1). The record is from RefSeq and is a predicted model, not a curated record. Gene Ontology annotation, biological process: regulation of transcription by RNA polymerase II; cell differentiation; anatomical structure morphogenesis. The transcript has 2 exons. NCBI's taxonomy places the organism in Eukaryota, Metazoa, Chordata, Aves, Charadriiformes, Laridae. The coding region runs from base 1 to 1296 and encodes 431 amino acids. Gene Ontology annotation, molecular function: RNA polymerase II cis-regulatory region sequence-specific DNA binding; DNA-binding transcription factor activity, RNA polymerase II-specific.